Epinephelus moara (kelp grouper) is the source of this 655-nucleotide messenger RNA. It is a transcript of the gene anapc13, whose product is annotated as anaphase promoting complex subunit 13. Gene Ontology annotation, biological process: protein K11-linked ubiquitination. Gene Ontology annotation, cellular component: anaphase-promoting complex. Lineage: Eukaryota; Metazoa; Chordata; Actinopteri; Perciformes; Serranidae. The coding region runs from base 200 to 424 and encodes 74 amino acids. The record is from RefSeq and is a predicted model, not a curated record. The transcript has 2 exons.
ACGUCUAAAAACCCCAAACUGAACACAGCCAAACUUCAGCCACGUUGUUCACCGACUUUGCUUAACUGUGUGUCACUGUUUGUAUAUUUUGGUAGGCUAACUGGCUUUUGACUGUUAGCUAAGUAUUGCAGUUAGCUUCAGGCUAAACUCGGUGAGAGGAGAAGAUCUGAGGUGUUAGAUCUGGAGCCCUGCUCAGAGGAUGGACAGUGAAAUCCAAAGAGACGGGAGAGUCCUGGACCUCACCGAUGACGCCUGGAGGGAAGACAGGCUGCCGUAUGAAGAUGUCACCAUCCCUUUGAGUGAAUUGCCUGAAGCUGAGCAGGACAACGGAGGCUCCACAGAGUCUGUGAAAGAACAAGAGAUGAAGUGGACAGACCUUGCCCUGCAGAGCCUGCAUGAAAACACACCGAGCACUGGAAGCUGAAAGGCUAAUCUGGGAUCAGACUGUAGGACAGAAACACACACAUAUGGACACUGGAUUCAGACACAUGCAAUUCAACAUCUUGUUGCAUUUUGUUGUAUUUAAGAAAUUUCCAGCUAAGCAGACAUAGUGCAAACAUUUAUUUUGCAUUGGUAUUGGGUUUAUAUUGUAGUCUUUGUAAACAUUAAUAUAAAAUAACAAUUUUGUGAUAACAUAAAUGAAAAAAGACUUGCA